GAGCAGCCGCAGGAGUGCACGGCCCUGUGUGUUUUUAUUUGUUUUUAUUUUAUUUGUUUCUUUACCUCGUGGGUGACGGGCGCCCAUCCGUCGUCCGUGAGUCACUGCGCUGCCAGCUUGCUUUGCUAUAGGACUAGGUUAGAUGACCCCAGGCCGACCUGCCUCUUGGGGAGCCGAGGCGCGUGGGCUCCGCAUUGGGCUUCUAUCUGUCUCUCUGCCGCUGCCAUCUGUCCUCUUUUUCUGCUUUGUUUUGUUUUUCUCUUCCUUUCGCCCCCCCUCGCCCUCUCCUGGGUCAUGCUGGUGCCCAGUGGUCUGCUGUCCAUCCCCCACACCAGCAUCAACGCCGACUGGCUCGCUCGGGGUGGGAAGGGAGGAUGAUGAAAACAAACAAAGGAGGGAUAUCAUGGAUACUCAUGGCGCCCCGUCCAUGAUGCCCUGGCCUGGGUGGCGACAUGCAAGGCCACAUAUCUCUUCCCCCAUUUCGUGAUGUCGGUUCUGCAGCCUCGAAAUCAGGGAUCACCCCCUCCCAUUCUAUCCUCGCGCGCCUCGCUCCUCCACCUCUAGGAAGCCCCACGAAACGAACACUGCGGCAUUUUCGGUGGCAUCUGCUGCUGCUGCGCUACGUUACAAAGCUCUUCCCAGACAGCCGCCGCGGGCACAGGUCAUGCAUGCGCAGCAGCAGCAGCAGCAGCAGCAGCAGCAACAUGCAAUUCUCUAGGCCCGCAUGGGCGAUGAUGGUGCCGACAUAUGCGGGGCCGGCAGAGGUCGUCACUGCCCGGGCGUGUUUCCGGCAGGGGAUCUCCGGGCACCAGCAGACAGCGCAAAAUAAUAAGGACAGCUUCGUCAUCGAGCAGCAUGAUGGCGAGUCGCUUCGCUCGGGCUCUCUCUCGUGCCCAACUAUACCCGGGGGCGUGUGGAUGGACUCACUCACUCCUCCCCAUGACACCGUCGGGCCUCUACGCCACUGGCGGGUAGACGGUCAGCCGGGCCAACCAGUCAGUUCCGUCCCCGCACCGCCCUCUCAGAGGAAGGUCGCGAGAGGGAGGGCGGUGGGUUGUGGUGAGGGGAGAAGGAGGGGAGGAGAUGGGAGGAUCUUGGGCAGCACCACCGCCGCCGCUCAGGGAGAGGGGGGGCGGGCGCUGCUGCGGGCAUUAUCCAUUGGUUUACGUGGGCGACGGCCUCUGAGUUUUCAGGAGGCUAAGGUUGCUGCCCAGAAAGCACCGAGGAAGCACCUAGGCAACGAGGAGUGUCUCGAAAAGGACAAUCGUGAGAGCAUGGUCAACAAUUGCAUGGAACUAGAACAGCAGGUGAAGGUCACCCUUCCGCUGUUCGCUGUCACCGAUACAGAGCAGUACCUUCUGACCGCCACCACCUCUCAUCGAAAUACCACUGUCAGCCAUGGGAAACGGGCAAAACUGAUGUAA
This is a messenger RNA of Gaeumannomyces tritici R3-111a-1, 1424 nucleotides long. RefSeq lists its product as hypothetical. The record is from RefSeq and is a predicted model, not a curated record. Bases 453 to 1424 code for a protein of 323 amino acids. NCBI's taxonomy places the organism in Eukaryota, Fungi, Ascomycota, Sordariomycetes, Magnaporthales, Magnaporthaceae. The transcript is spliced from 4 exons.